UUGUGCCAACACCAGUAUUUAGUGAUUUUGCGGCAGACGUGAUAAUUGUGCUGUGUUGUGCUAAACAUUUGCUAAUCCAAUAACCCAUCAGUUUACUCGCAUCGCUGGGCAGGCCACCAACGAAAAUGGAGGCGUUAUAUAUGCAAACGAAUAGUGUGAUCCAGGAAACACAACAGUGCUUUCAACGUUUAAACGACGUGCGUUACGAUUCUGGAGAAAUCGAACAGGACAUCGAAAAGAAAAUCACGAUAGUCAAUGGCAACUGCGAUAGGUUGGAUGUACUGCUCUUUAAAGUGCCCGUUGCCCAGCGGCAAAAUGCCAAGAUGCGUGUCGAUCAGCUGAAAUACGAUAUCCGACACCUGCAAGCAGCUCUGAAGUUGUAUCAAGAUAAAAAACAGCGUCGGGCAGCGGAACUGGCCGAACGGGAAAGCUUACUAAACAAACGGUUCACUGCCAAUGCCGAGACAUCGAUCGAUAUCGAUUAUUCCUUACAGCAUCAUAAUUCCAUGCAAAACGCGCACCGUGGUGUCGACGAAAUGCUCUGGACUGGUUCUAGUGUCUUGGAUGGAUUAAAAUCUCAACGCGAAACACUGAAAGGGGCUCGAAGGCGAAUCAUGGAUGUGGGAAGUACUCUGGGUUUGUCGAAUCAAACGAUGAAAAUGAUUGAACGAAGACUUGUGGAAGACAAGUACGUAAUGUACGGUGGAAUGUUUGUUACAUCAGUUAUUAUAUUUUUAAUUAUUUAUUUUUGGAUUCUUUAGCUACAUAAUAAACGCUUGCAAGAAUGUUAUCAUAACUGAGUGUUAGAAAAUGAUCAUUUGCAAUACUAAGAAAGAC
This is a messenger RNA of Anopheles coustani, 837 nucleotides long. RefSeq names its product probable Golgi SNAP receptor complex member 2 (gene Membrin). NCBI's taxonomy places the organism in Eukaryota, Metazoa, Arthropoda, Insecta, Diptera, Culicidae. The record is from RefSeq and is a predicted model, not a curated record. The transcript has 2 exons. Gene Ontology annotation, biological process: vesicle fusion; vesicle-mediated transport. Gene Ontology annotation, molecular function: SNAP receptor activity; SNARE binding. Bases 126 to 761 code for a protein of 211 amino acids. Gene Ontology annotation, cellular component: ER to Golgi transport vesicle membrane; SNARE complex; Golgi apparatus.